Messenger RNA from Anolis sagrei ordinatus, 660 nucleotides. Lineage: Eukaryota; Metazoa; Chordata; Lepidosauria; Squamata; Anolidae. The record is from RefSeq and is a predicted model, not a curated record.
GGAAACCUCGCGAGAGCUGGCUUCGCUUUCCUUUCUUGCGACCUACCAAACUCUCGCGAGGUCUUAGAGACAAGGGGGCCCAAUAAGGCGAAGGAGAGGAGCGGGGUCUCGCCGACAUCUCGCGGUAUUUCAGGGGAGGAGCCUGGGCAGCCAGCCUCGGAGAGUGUCUCUCCGCCGGGCAGGAGGGCGCCUUGGUGGGCUUCUCUCUCCGUGGAGGGUCGGGAGGGCAGGAAGAUGGACCCGGCCGGGACAGACCGCCUGUUCCAAAAUUUAAUUGAAACAUUGGAUGAAAACACAGACAAGAGGUUCUACAAUAUUGCUAAACUAGGAGGCACCAAAUACGAUAUCCUGCCUUAUUCCAUACGGGUUCUAUUGGAAGCUGCGGUCCGUAACUGUGAUGGCUUCCUUAUAAAAGAAGAAGAUGCCAUGAACAUUUUGAAUUGGAAAACAAAGCAGAACCAUGUUGAAGUGCCCUUCUGUCCUGCCAGAGUCCUCCUCCAAGACUUUACUGGAAUUCCUGCCAUGGUGGAUUUUGCUGCUAUGAGGGAAGCUGUGAAAAAUCUGGGAGGAGAUCCUACCAAAGUCCAUCCUGCCUGUCUGACAGAUCUCACCGUUGAUCAUUCUUUGCAGAUUGACUUCAAUAAAUGGUACAUAUUAUGA